AUGCUGUGGAUUGUGUUUUGGUUGAGACCUCUAGACGGGUGGAAUUUUGGUCUCUCUUGUCAUUGUAUUGUUGACGAUGUGUACAACCAAUUAAAAACUCAGGUUGUUGAAAAUGAUGGAAUCCGUGAACAAUCAAGAAUUCGAGAAGGAGGUGACAGAUUUUAUACUGCAGCAUCUUUUGAGCCAGGACAACUUCUACAUUAUGUAAAAGAUUUGGCACAAGGGCCACAUGGUGAUGUUGACCGACUAGAACAUGUGGUAGCUCGAGCUCAAACGGCAGCCUUUUAUAGAUGGAAGGGUAUUUAUCAUCUGGCCAAAUUUGGAUUGUUGAUAGGGUAUGUAAAUAAUGAGGCUGAUGCUCCAGUCAUUGCUGAGAAAGAGAAUCCUGAAGGGAUUGUUGGUGGCAAUUUUCCACCAGUAACCAUUAAAGAGGAUGAUAACAGGCCUCAAAAAAGGAAGAAAACAUCUAAUGAUAGUGGUCAUGUGACAAAAAAGGUCAGGUGCUUGUCUGACUUGAUAGGUAAGAAGAGCGUAAAAGAGGAAGAUGGCAAGGGGAUUAAAGGAAAAUUAGGCAGUAAAUCCAUCUCAUCUUCUGCCAGGAGACAAAAAGAGGUCAAAUCUUUUCCUAAUGACUCAACUCCCUCAAGAACUAAGGAAAGCAGUCCUCGGGGAACAACUAUGCAAUUGAAAGACACAAAGCCGUCAUUUAGAGUAGGAGAAAGCAUUCUAAGAGUUGCAGGUCAACUGAGCCAGUCAUCGCCUUUACUCAAACUUGAUGUGUCCUCGCAUACGAAAACUAGCAAAGAUGAAGGUAACAACAAGCAAUGCAGCAAACUCACUUCUGAGUAUGCUUCUAUUGAUGUAAUUCUUUCAGAGCUACACUUGGCUGCUAUUGAACCCCUCAAACAAUACAGUUUGUUGAGUAAGAUGGUCACUUUCAUUUCCGUUUUUAGAAAUUCAAUUGUUCCUGACAUUGAGCUCUUGCAGAAGCAUGAAAAGUCUGGGGAGGAAGAUACAACUGACAGUCCUAAUGAAGUACUCUCUGGGCCAGGACCUGCUGAAAUAGAUGCAGUAGGGUGUAUUUCUGGUACGAAGUCUAAACCAAAGGCAUCUGAAUCUGAAAUUACGACACCAUCAGACGUCGAAGGUGUAGAGGAUGCUUGUUGCACGAACCGAACCAUCAAAGUCUUUGAGCAACAAACUUUGUUGAGUGAUAUUGAGAUGGAGUCUACAGUUUCAUCACCUCCUCGCCAUUGUGGAUCUGAAAAUGGUACACCAGAAGGGGGGCAAUUUGAUGUGAAAAAACAGCUGGAAGAUUCACCAACAGCUUUAACUUUGAAAUUCACUGACAUGGAUUCUAUUCCUACAGAAGCUAAAUUAAUUAAAAUUUUCAGUCACUUUGGUUCUUUGAAGGAGUCAGAAACUGAAGUAUUGGCCAAAAAACUCUGUGCCAGGGUGGUGUUCAAGAGACGUUCAGAUGCUGAAACAGCCUUCAGUAGUUCAGGGAAGUUUGAAAUCUUUGGACCUUCACUUGUUUGUUAUCGGCUUAACUAUGCCCCAUCUCCACGCAAAUCUCCUUCUAUUGAAGCUAAGCGUAGAAGGAAAGACUGA
This is a messenger RNA of Chenopodium quinoa (quinoa), 1611 nucleotides long. RefSeq lists its product as uncharacterized. The record is from RefSeq and is a predicted model, not a curated record. The transcript has 2 exons. Lineage: Eukaryota; Viridiplantae; Streptophyta; Magnoliopsida; Caryophyllales; Amaranthaceae. Gene Ontology annotation, molecular function: nucleic acid binding. Bases 1 to 1611 code for a protein of 536 amino acids.